CUUAACUUUCUCGAUGAGAAAAAUACUAUUCCUCACACCGAAACCGAAAAAGGAGAAGCCUUGUAAGAAAUGAGAGUUUCUUUUCUUGGUAUCAACGAAGACCCACUUUUUAUUUCCAAUUAUUUCGUUAGAAAUCCCUUCAAAAUAUUUCCUUUCCAGUCCAAUUUUUUCAGUUACAAAAAUCUCCUCCUCUUCAAUCAACAAACCAGCAAAUCCAAUCCAAUGGAGUCUAUUGGCCAACAAGUGGUUCUAAUCUCUGGUUGCAGUCAAGGAGGCAUAGGCUACGCGUUGGCAAAGGAAUUUGCAGCCAAUAAUUGCAUGGUUGUGGCGACAAGUAGGUCCUUGAAUUCCAUGAGAGAUCUUGAACAAGACAACAGAUUCUAUCUUCAAGAACUUGAUGUUUCAUCAGAUGAGAGCGUUCAACAUGUGAUGUCUAAUGUUCUUGAGAAGUAUGGGAGAGUUGAUGUUUUGGUGAAUAAUGCUGGAUUUCUGUGCGUUGGCCCUCUUGCUGAAAUCCCUUUAUCUGCUAUGCAGAGCACUUUUAAUACCAACGUCUAUGGUCCCAUGAGGCUUAUUCAAGCUGCUGUUCCUCACAUGGCAUCGAGGAAAAGGGGAAAAAUCGUAAAUGUUGGAAGUGUUACUGUCUUGGCUCCCACCCCUUGGUCUGGUGUUUACACUGCAACCAAAGCUGCUCUUCAUUCGCUGACAGACACCUUGAGGUUGGAACUGAAGCCAUUAGGUAUUGAUGUUAUCAAUGUUGUUCCAGGAGCUAUUAAAUCAAACAUAGGAAAUUCUGCUUUGGCCGUCUACAACCAGAUGCCUGAGUGGAAGUUAUACAAGCAAUUUGAACCACAAAUCAAGGAGAGGGCAUAUCUUUCACAAGGAAUCAAGUCCACCCCUGCAGAAGAGUUUGCAAAGAACACUGUCGCUGCCAUUCUAAAGGAAAAUCCACCCUCAUGGUUCUCUUCAGGUCGUUACUCUACUGUUAUGUCAAUCAUGUAUCAUCUGCCACUUUGUGUCAAGGAUUUUAUCACUCGGCUGAAGUUUAAAAUUUGAAAUCCACCCUUAUGGUUCUCAAAAGUUUACAUGCUGAGCCCUGGAGGUUUAGCUGAAGGCAAGUCCUUUUUAUUCAAAAACCCCACUUUUUAACGUACAGUUACUUCUGUCGUUCUGUCAUAGCCUAAAAUUCUUCAUAUGCAGGUAUAUUAUUGUAAGCUUUUUAACCCUAAUAACCGCCUAGGCAAUAGUAGUAGUCUUAGCUUAGAGCAACAUAGAGAAAUAAUGUUUGCCAUUCGUGAUUUUGAAUUCUUUUGUUGAACAAUUAUCAUUAUUAAUUGGAAUCUUUGGUAUUGAGGUUUUCCCUUGUUUU
Molecule: messenger RNA, 1369 nt
Organism: Jatropha curcas
Lineage: Eukaryota; Viridiplantae; Streptophyta; Magnoliopsida; Malpighiales; Euphorbiaceae
Product: NAD(P)-binding Rossmann-fold superfamily protein
Cellular component (GO): endoplasmic reticulum
Molecular function (GO): oxidoreductase activity
Source: RefSeq, a predicted model, not a curated record